Molecule: messenger RNA, 2940 nt
Organism: Cladocopium goreaui
Lineage: Eukaryota; Dinophyceae; Suessiales; Symbiodiniaceae
Source: the annotation of a GenBank genome assembly
AUGGUUUGUAAACCUUGCACCAACCUGUACCAGGUGCUGUACAGGCAUAUUGGUGGCCUGCCAACUCAGUUCACUGGAAUGCCGGUGGAGGCCCAACGAAACUUUUUCCUCACUAGUGGCAAAGCCUUGGCUAGCUGUCCGAGAAACUCUCGUUGGUCAAUGGUGAAGGCGAACGUGGUGAAGUCCUACACCACUUUCAAGACAGAGCAGAUGAAGCGCACUGUAACCAAAGACUUCCUACCGCUGUCGGUGUGGAAGCAGCAAGGAUUCGAUACCGAUGACAUCCAAGCUCGUGGUGAAAGGAUGGAUGACGACGUCUUCGGAGAGACAUGGUCGGCACCACUUCUGUCCAUCAAAGCAGAGGACAUUUCAGGGACCUUUGAAAAGGAGUUGACUGAGAAGGAGUGGCAGCUCAAGAAAGCCAAGGCUGGCAAGAAGCGGGCUGCGGACACACUGGCUUCUGGGUCCAGUGUCGCUCAGGGCCAGCCAGUUGUGGACGUGGAAAAUGACGUGUGGGAGGUUCCUUCAGAAGAUGAAGCACCACGCGCCAAGGGAGGCACUUCGAAGACCCCGAAGACUUCAGGAAAAGAUGACGCAGCAGUGGCAGCUCGCAAGGCAGCGCGUGAGAGGGAAGCUGCUUGGAAGAAGGAGCUGUCCAAGGCCACGCGUGUGAUUGCCAGCCUCAACUCGGUGUGCUCGAGCAUGACCACCUGCAUGGAUAAGCACCAGAAGAAUCCUGGGCUGCUUUCGGAGGACUUGGUCAAGAGCCUUUCAGAAGCCAGCGCCAAGCUCACCAGUCAUAAGCUCCGUGCUACCUCUGUGAUCAGUGCAACGCCGGAGCAGAAGGAGAACAAUUUGCCGGUGAGCGAAGUGCAGAGCGGAGUGAAGGCUGCUCAGUCUGUCUUGAAGGAUGUCCGUGCCGUCUUUAGCCUCCAUGCAGCACAAGUGAGAGGCAAGCGUAAAAAAGAAGUUGAUGAGCACCACGAAGAAAUCACCAAGGCAUUGUCGGUGAAAAGUGCAUCGGAUAGAGCAGUUUGGCAGUUAUGGAACAUCUUCAAGCCGGAGGAGCAGUCCAUGAGUCGAGGAACCUUUCUGCGUAAUGUAGACCAGCACCUCGGUGCUUGGAAGGAGGUCACUCGCCCUGUGGCGUUCAAACGCCAUGAUGGGUCACAGUUGGUCUUGCCCAUUGUGGAGUUGGAGCCAUGCUUGCAGAAGCUGUGUCGCGAAAGCGCAGCCCUGACUGCAGCCUUUCGGAGGGCAUUGGGCGGAAACCCUAUUUUGACCCCUCUGGUCUAUGCAGAUGAAUGCACGCCUGGAAAUGUGCUGAGUGUUACCAAGUCUCGUAAGGCAUGUUUGUUUUACCUCAGUUGGCGGGAGAUGUGGCAUGGAUUGAAAAACCCCAAUUGCUGGGUACCGGUAGCUGCCAUCCAAAGCUCCGCCAUCGCGUCUCUGGAAGGAGGUGUGUCUGCAGUGGUGGUCGCGUUGCUCAAAUAUUUGAUCAGCGACACUGACCCUCCUGGGAUUGAAUUGGCGCCGGGUCUUUUUUUUGGUCAGCAUUCUGCUGCCUGGUAUGUUGGCGACUACGAGUCGAUCAGGGGCGUUUUCUCACUGAAAGGUUCGGCGGGCUUACGGCCCUGUCUGUGGUGCAGCAAUGUGGUGAAAAAGGAUUCCGGUCUACCAGAGCAGGAUGGUUGGUUUAGAGACAUCACUGCCUCAAGAGGUUUUGAGAAGGUUCAGGCUGAUGAGAUUUGGGCCAUCGCUAGAAAAAUGGCGGAGCCGUGCAGCAAGAAGGAUUUGAAGGAACAGGAAGUGACUUCUGGGAUUGUUUUCAACACCCAUAGCCUUCUUUGGUCUGAUCAAAAGGAGAAAAUGGUGCCAGAGCGGAUUUUGUACGACACGAUGCAUUCGUACUACUCGAACGGGUGUGCAAGCUGGGAAAUUGCGUUAUUGCUUCAAGCCAUUUAUACCCGGACGAAUGUGACAAGAGAAGUUUUGCAGGAGGCAGUUCUUGCAUGUCAGUGGAAAAGCUUGAAAUCGGGUGGUAAAACUCAAACUUACAUCCGUGCUCUUUUUGAUGAAAAGAUCUGCAAUGAAGAACUCUUCAAGGGCCAGGCGCACCAGACAGCUGCCAUUGUCCCUUUGAUGUGGUACUACAUGGAAGCAUUACUCUUGCGCUCCCUGUCGGUGGAAGAGAUCAAAUCCUUUCGUGGCAUGGGCUCCAUUGUGGCCUUCAUUCGGAAAAAAUACCAUGAACUCAAGACACUGGACACAGAAAGUUUGAAUACAUUUCAUCGACUUCAGAAGCUGCAUCACUACUGGUUUGUAAAGGCGUACCCUGCCAGUUGCAAACCGAAACAUCAUCACCGACUGCAUUUGGCGGAGCAGUGGAAGGCAUUUCAAAUUAUAGUGUCCUGCGAGGCCCUGGAAUCAAAGCAUCGGCUCUAUAAGGCCGGCAUAGGAGAGAGGCAGCGUAGCCUUACCAACGAUCCUACUUCAUUCAGUGCCAGCUGUUUGAGUCGCCUGCUGCACGUGUCGUGCUCCGAGUUGAUCGAGCAGGGCCUCCCCUUUUGGGAACUUUUAAAGCCCAUCGAAGAUGCAUGCCUGGAUGACAAGAUUGCAUUCACCACUCAGAACCUGAAGACAAGUAAGCGUGUCUCGGUUGGGCCAUCAUAUCUUUGUGUAAAGAAGCGGUGUGCCCGCUAUACAUAUUUCAAAAUUCAUCCCUCCAAUUUAGAAUUUGAUAUCUUACGUUUAUUUUUGUUUAUUUUGUUGAACUAUAUCCAAGAAAAAUACUUUUCUACAACAUCGAUCUUUUUCCAUCAGGCUGCUACCUGGUCGCAUGCCGUGUCGAGAAGGACGACAUUAUAUUGUGGCCUUCUGUCGGAGGCAUCGUCAUUCGCUGGUUUCACAGCGACGAAUUGGGUCUGUAUGUGCGGCUGA